Molecule: messenger RNA, 1306 nt
Organism: Cutaneotrichosporon oleaginosum
Lineage: Eukaryota; Fungi; Basidiomycota; Tremellomycetes; Trichosporonales; Trichosporonaceae
Source: RefSeq, a predicted model, not a curated record
CUACGACCCCUAGUUUACGGAGCGUGGACCGGCGUUGUCGGCGCGGUGGGGCUCGCGAUCGCCGCAGCGUUGCGUGACGGGUGCCACAACCACGUGGCACACGUGUUCUUCUGGAGAUUUCCAGACCUCCACUCCUCCAUCCUCCACUCUUCCGACCUUCCUCCACCUUCGUGCGUCACCAGCGUCACCGUCUCUCCAACACUCAACCAUGCCGCGCUGCACAAACAAGGGAUGCGGAAAAGAGUACGACGAGUCGUCGAACGCCGACGACGCGUGCGCGUAUCACCCCGGCGGUCCGGUAUUCCACGAGGGCCUCAAGUCGUGGUCAUGCUGCAAUGAAACAAGCAAGCCCGUGAUGGAGUUCGACCAGUUUAUGGCGAUCCCGCCGUGCGCACGUGGCCGGCACACGGACUCGAAGGCCGAGGUGCCGGCGCCGGCGGCACCCGUCGCCGAAGCACCGAAAACGACGGCUGGCGGCGUGGAGGUGUAUGGAUCGGCGCGGCCGGCGCCGGCUGAAGUGCCCGAGUCGGCGAUCGCGCCAGCAGCGCCGCCGACGCCAGCUCCCGUCGAGGAAGAGGACGACGAGUCCCUCCCCGUGCCGGACGGCGCGAAGUGCAAGCGCUUCGGGUGCGGCGCGGCGUGGCGGGGCGCCGCCGCGAGCCGCGGCGACGGGCCCGACGCCGUGUGCACAUACCACCCGCAGAAGCCCGUGUUCCACGAAGGCUCGAAGGGAUACCUGUGCUGCAAACCGCGCGUGCUCGAGUUUGACCAAUUCCUCAAGAUACCCGGGUGCAAGACGGGGCGGCACCUGUUUGUGGGCGCGCCUGCCAGCGAAGAGCGCGGCGAGGAGCUCGUCGACUGCCGCGUCGACCACUACCAGACGCCGAUGGAGGUGCAUGUGUCGGCGUAUGCGAAAGGCGCGGACAAGGAGCGCUCGAGCGUGUCGUUCGCCGGCCAGAGCAUCACACUCGACCUCUACCUCCCCGGCAACAAGCGCGUGCAGCGCACGCUAACGCUCUACGGGCCUAUCGUUCCGGACAAGUGUCGCGCGCGGAUCCUGGGCACAAAGGUCGACAUCACGCUCAUCAAGCCUGUCGCGGCGUCGUGGCCGCUCCUCGAGCUCCCGCCCGCCGGCACCGAGUUGCCGCCGGGAUACGCGCUCACGUUCGGCGUGAGUGGCCGCACGGGGACGGUCGGCGGCAAAGAAGUUGUGCUCAGCGUCGAGGAGGCGGCGAGGCGAUAGACUUUCAAGAUCAGCAGCGCAAGCUGCCUAGAUAUCAUUGCAUGCAUAGUUGAGCGAGGUAGG